AUGACUCAGUUCAGACAUGCCUUCUCGUUGGACAAGCAGGAACUCAACGAGAUGGCGCCUCCUGGCACUGUCACGUUGAUGGGUGAGUGGCGGACUGAUAGACAUGAUAACGACAACAUUACUGACCAUCGACAACAGNACAGAGAACUCGUCAGAACAAACACAGGCCAUCAUGAAGUCGAAGAGAACCAUAUCCACUUGAACCCAGAACCAUCACCGGAUCCAGCAGAUCCUCUCAACUUCUCAAACUCACGAAAAAUCAUGAUCUUAGCGUUAAUGAGUCUAUACGCCUUCGUCACGAAUGUCUCAAGUUCGAUCAUCAGCAGCGCUCUGCCGACGUUGAUUACGGCCUUUGCGACCUUCCACGAGCGGGGACCACCUACUGGCGUCCUGCCGUUCAGCAAGCUGACCCAUCUCAUCGCCAUCAACAACUUGUUCCUUGGUGCAUCAAACAUCUGGUGGGUGCCUCUUGGAAACAUCGGCCAGAUCUUCUUUGUCCACCAGAGAGGUCGUGCUAUGGCCAUCUAUACCAUCUUCCUCGCUUCCGGUUCUCUGAUCGGUGGCCUCAUUGGUGGCUACAUCACCGCCUCGAUGGGCUGGAGAUGGACCAUGUAUAUCUCAGCCAUCCUGUCGGGCGCUAUUCUGCUCUUGAGCUUUUUCUUCGUCCCCGAAACCCUCUUCGACCGUGAGGCAGCCAUGGCUAUCGUCCGUCCCGAAGGCUACGACAACGACUCACCUAUCGGCGAGAAGGCCGAGAUGGCCAGAGUUGAGACCGUCACCUCUACUGUCUUCCCUGAGUACACCUUUGCCAGAAGCCUUAAGAUUGGCAUGUACCGACCUGGCUUCUUCAAGCGUUGUAUCACCCCAUACACCACGCUCCUCUUCCCUGGUACAUGGAUGGUCAUGUUGCAUUACGCCGGUCUUGUCGGCUUGAUCGUUACCAUCUCGACUGUUGCACCACAGAUACUCGCUCAGCCACCCUACCUGUGGGGCGGCUCAGUCGGCCUGAUCAACGUCGGUGGUCUGGUCGGCACUGUACUUGGUGCAAUUUACACCUACUUCACUGCAGACUUCAUUGUCAAGCGUCAGGCCAAGCGGGAACGACACGGUUUCAGUGAAUCUGAGGCACGUCUUCCUCUCAUGUUCCCCGCCCUCCUCAUUGCCACGGCCGGUGCCAUCUGCUUCGGUUUCUCAGCCAAGGCAGCGACACCAAAGGCUUGGAUUGGUCUUGAGUUCGGUAACGGCAUGGUUGCCUUCGGUCUUAUGCAAGUGCCUUCAAUCGGCUUCAAUUACCUCAUCGAAAGUUAUGGUGCUUGGAGUGCUGAUUGUUUCCUCAUGGUUGUCACUUUCCGUGCCGUCAUCAGUUUUGCCUGGACCUUCUUCGUCGGCAGUUGGGUCGAGACUGCAGGGCCUGCGCUUCCCUUCGGUAUCUUUGCUCUGCUGAUGGGAGUGUUCAGUCUGACAACCGUACCCGUUUGGUUGUUCGGCAAGAGAAUGAGAAUUGCGACCAGCCAUCUUGUGAUGAAGGGAUAUGCCAGGAGUGAAUGA
This is a messenger RNA of Aureobasidium vineae, 1548 nucleotides long. The record is from the annotation of a GenBank genome assembly. Lineage: Eukaryota; Fungi; Ascomycota; Dothideomycetes; Dothideales; Saccotheciaceae.